UCUCACAUUUGACUCCCUGACUUCCUGGAGAAUUCAUAGCUUUCAAAUUCUCUGGGUUUUUGAAUCGAUAAAGUGCUUGAAAAUGGGAAGAGAAAAGAGUCCUGGCUUGAAGAUCCUCUGGGUCUGGACUCUCGGCACUGCUGCCAUAUUGGUGGCUAGUGUUGUCCGAACAAGAAUGCAUGACAUGGAGUCUAUGAUGAACCAGGAACAAGCACCCAAACAAACCCACCACAUAACUGCAGCUCCUUCGGAUGUAACAGUUUUGCCUGACUCAGAUCGAGAAAUUGCCAAAGAACUCAAAUGAACAACAGUCAUGGUUCUCUGGUUUUUGUUUUUGUUAGUUCUCUUACUUUUCUGUGGGUUGCGCUAAGAUGAUGUUUUAAUAGUUUUGGUAUGUCUACUUUGCAACUAUAACUAGAAGAUUCUAGAUGUUACAAGGAGAAUAAUAUGAAAAGUGAAUCGACAAAGAAUCUUGAUGGGA
Brassica oleracea var. oleracea is the source of this 481-nucleotide messenger RNA. RefSeq lists its product as uncharacterized. NCBI's taxonomy places the organism in Eukaryota, Viridiplantae, Streptophyta, Magnoliopsida, Brassicales, Brassicaceae. The record is from RefSeq and is a predicted model, not a curated record. The coding region runs from base 83 to 304 and encodes 73 amino acids. The transcript has 3 exons.